Molecule: messenger RNA, 2402 nt
Organism: Hemibagrus wyckioides
Lineage: Eukaryota; Metazoa; Chordata; Actinopteri; Siluriformes; Bagridae
Gene: ccdc157
Product: coiled-coil domain containing 157
Exons: 9
Coding region: 97-2070 (657 amino acids)
Source: RefSeq, a predicted model, not a curated record
AUAGUAAUAAGCCGUAAACAGACUCAGCCUGCGUUAUUACCGCGUUGUGGCGGACAUUAGCUCAGUAACUAUUGUUAUAAUAAUGCUUUUGGCGCCAUGAGUCAUCUUUUAGGAGCUCAGGACUGCGUGGAGAGUCUGCGCAGAGAUGUGAUAGAUUUACAGGGAGCGCUGGUGGAGGUGUUCUCGCGCACCGGACCGGUCCGUUUCCGGUCGUGGAAGUUCCCGGAUAAAGAGUCGUGUGAUCUGGACCUGGUGCAGCUGCUGGAGCAGUAUGACCAUGUCGAGGGAGAGAAAGAGUUUAAUGAGCACUCACACGUCGUGCUGUUAGAACUGGUGAUUGACAGACUGUUGCUCUUGCUGCAGAGUUUUAACGCCUACAUGGAGCAGAUGUUAGGAGGACAGAAAGCAGGGGAUUGUGGGAAGGCAGGAGGGUCAGUGUGUGUCGGUCUGGUGGUGAAACGCUACUGGAAAAAUGUAAUCCACUUCACCAGCCAGCAGAGACAACAGAACCUGAGCAGCGCGUGCAGGUCGGAGAUGUCCUCCAGGAGCAGCAGCUCCAGCUCCACGUCCCAGCGCUCGGCUCCGUCUUCAUCCCCCUCCUCCAGGCUCCAAACUGCCCCUCCGCCCUUGGUGAGGUGUCGCAGUGUGAGCUGUCAGACGGUGGAGUCUGCCCUGGUUCCGUGCGCCGCCUGCGCCGGAGUCCAGUCCACUCUGCAGGACAGCGCUCGCUCCGUGGCGUCUUUGUGCCAGACUCUGGGUCUGUCCUGCUCGCUGUGGAGCUUCCUGCAGGCCGUGGAGGACACGCUGCAGCUCGGCCGCCUCUCCGCCUGCGACCUCACCCUGUGGGCUCGAGAGCAGCAGAGGGAUCUGCGACGGAUCCAGGAACAUGUCACUCACGUCCAGGAGAAGGCGGGGUCACUCACACACACAGUGCAGAGAACAGAAGAGGAGAGAGACGAGCUGAGAGCACAGCUGGACAGAGAGAAGGAGAACAGCGUGAGAGAGAAAGAGGAGAGGAAGAGGAGCGAGGAAGAGUGGGAGGGAAGAGUGCAGGAGGAGAAACUCAGACGAGAUGAAGAGCUGAAAACACAGCAGGAGAAGGAGGAGGAGCUGAGAGAAGGAGCUGUGGCUUUAGAAGUGAAAAUCUCAGAACUGGAAGGAGAACUGGAGAUGCAGAGAGAAACACAGCAGCGUGUGGAGCGUGAGAGGGAUUCCCUGGUAGAUGAAGUGCACAGGCUUCGUCUGGAAGAAGUGAGAUGGAAGGAGACAGAGGAGAAGAAGAGAAAUCUGGAGGCGGAGCUUAGUGACACACAGAAACUUCUGGAUAAGGAGAGCGCAAAGUAUCAUAGCACUCAGCGCCAGCACGAGGCGAUGGUGGUGAAGCAGCGCGCCCUGCUGGAGCGUAUAGACACGCUGGUGCAGCAGUGUGAGGAGCUGCAGUCUCAUCUGGAGGAGUGUGAGGAUGAGAAAGCCGAGCUCACUGACAUACUCACACACACCACACAGGAGAGGGACACACUGCAGGAUGAACUCACACAGCAGAAGUCUGAGUUCCUGUCUUUGAAAGAGGAAAGAGAAAAGCAGUGUGUGCGACUCCGAGAGCUGGAGGAGUGUGUGUCGAGGCUGACUGAGGACUUACAGCAGGCUGAGGAGAGAGAGAGGAUCCUGGUGGCUUUUCCUGAACUAAAUCAACAACACACAACACCACAAAGUACAGGUGAUGUCCUGUGUGAUAUGGAGCAGCAGCUGAAGGUGAACUCGAUGAGGAUCAGGGUUCUCGAGCAGGAGAACGUGUCUCUGACUAAAACCCUGGAGAAACUAAAAGACCCUCAGAGCAUCAGACUCAGUCAGCAGAGUGCAGGAGAUCAGACACCAGGUCCAGACACAGGAAGCUCGGAAGUGGACCAAAGAAAAAGCGCAACAGAAAGGCAGAUCACAUCUUCUUCUUCUUCUGCUCUUCAUCAUCACACACUCCGUCUCUCUGUUGUUCCAGACGCAGAAGAAAUGUACCAGAAACUGCGCCAAGCUGCACGUGCACGCUCUGCUGGGACACACCGCAGGAGGAAGUGAUGUCACCACCUGAUACUCAUACAUGUCAAAAAAUUCUAAUCUUAAACAAAGAUUUUGCACUUGUACUCUAAUGCAUGGUUUGUUUCUCACACAAAUAAAUCAGAAUCAGAAUCAGAAUAUCUCUCCAUCUCCAUCAUCUACAGCUCAUGUGACCCAAGCGUCUUUCAUUCCUGAAAUAAGCUCUGACCACUUGGUGUCAAAAGUCUCAGUGAAAAUAUGAAUGGGAAUUCUUCCUGAUGGCACCUGCAGUGCUGAUUAAAGCCGGUGAGCAAGACAACUGCUCUAUUUCUGAAUAUUUGGGCUGCUGGUAUUAAUGAGAAAAUAAAAGGAUA